Glossina fuscipes is the source of this 2895-nucleotide messenger RNA. RefSeq names its product suppressor protein SRP40. The transcript is spliced from 2 exons. NCBI's taxonomy places the organism in Eukaryota, Metazoa, Arthropoda, Insecta, Diptera, Glossinidae. Bases 1822 to 2817 code for a protein of 331 amino acids. The record is from RefSeq and is a predicted model, not a curated record.
ACAAUCUUUAAUAGUGGCUUCUACUAAUUUUUUUCAUUUUCAUAUUGUUAUUGUUGUUGAAAUUUUUAGAAAAUAAACGUCGGCCGGCAAAUCGAAUCCCACGAAUAGUUCGAUUAAGUUAAGGAUCCUAUGGGAACAAAAUGUCUGGGUCGAUCUUUGUUCAUCACGGUCAUAUAUAAUAUUAUUAGAGAACGUCGAGGUGUAACCGAUUGGCAAAGCUUUUUUAGGUUCAUUAGGUGAAGGAACGGAUUGUAUUUAUAUUGUUAGGACCGUUUAAGCGAUCAGGUAGCCAAACUAGACCUAUUUAUUUAUGCAUGACUGUUUGGCUUAAGAAAAUGUCCGGAAUCUGUACUAGACGUUAAAAGCUGUCUUAUUUGAAAUGAGGAAAUGCAAUCGUAGAUAGCUUUCUCUUAUUUUCCUAUCUAUUUUUCGUAGGGAGAAUUAUUGCAUUUUCUUGACCUUGUUCGGCGCCUUGGGCUGUGGCUUGAACACAAGAUUACAAGACAAUAAUAAAAAAUUUGUCUACCUCAAAUUCUACCGGAUGUUGCAUACAUCCGCACAACCUUAACAUGUGCUUGUAUCGCAAGUUGUGUAAUGGAAUAGACCUGUUCACUUCCUAUUCUCUUCUGAAUACUUGCCGCAUCAGAAAGAGCUGCGAAUAAAUAUGCAAAUCAACUUUUCGCUAUAACAUCAGCACUUAUUCACAUUAUUACUAACAUCAACACCCAUUGAAGUUGUCCUUGGAUUCUAGUGGCAACGAAUAGUGCUAUUGAGUGUGAAUUGUACAGUUAGAGAAAAGAACAUAUUGGGGUUAACUUUGGGCGGAUAAGUUUCUUCUAAGUGACAAAAAAUUAAACUAUUGUGGAAAUUAUCUCACAUUUUUCUGCCCGAACUUGUUGUUUAGUCUAAUGCGUCAGUUCAGGUUCCGUACAGCUGAUCCUUUUCAUAUUGCAAGUCGAUGGUUUUCACUCGUACUAUAAUACGGCGGAUCAGGUUGUAUAUAUCGACAAACACAAUGCGUUUUAAGUUUACGACAAACCAAGAGAAAGCUUGAAUAUCGAAAAAUGGUUUUUUUUUUUCUUUCUUUUUUUUUUUCAAUAUGACCAAUCAUUCAGGGGAUGCACUGUGUAUAUGAAGAGCAACGAUGGUCGGAAAGAAAUGAGAAAAUUGCAAUCGGUAAGUGUUAUGUCGUUACCGGCUAUGCACUCAAUGUAAUUACAACCAAGUAUAAUCAAACCGCACUGAGAUUUGAAUCCGCGAGCAUGGCAGCCGCGACCCAGGUUCACUCGACUAUGCGACAGACCAUUAUAGAUAUAUAGAGUAGAGGGCAUGACAAUUAAAUAAGAAAAUAGAAAAGAAACGCUUAGCCUAUCAUAUCGAUUCGUUGUUUCGUUUGCUUUACACAUCUGGCAAUUUUUCGGAUUGCAUUAAAUUUGUUUAAUAUUCUUACGUUGGAAUGUCGUUGAGAUCGUUUCUUUUUUUUCGUUUGUUGUGCUGCACUCGUUUUAAAUUUAAAGGCAAAUUUUCGCACAUUUUGUAAAUAAGAAAAAAGCCUAGAAUUAUUUUUCAAAUUUAAGCUUUUUGAAAUAUUUCACUGUAAAAGCCUAACAAGCACUUUUUAGCUUCUAUUUACAUAAAAAUUCACUUCGAUCACUUUAGAUGUUAAAUUAAACAGCAACGAAAGUGCUAACAUUAUUGAAGUCUUAAAGUUAUUUUUUUUUUAUAAACUUCUAUAAAAUACUUAUAACAAAUUCAACGAAAAUAAAAACUUGUGUAUGACGGUGCUGGAAUUUGGCUGGUGCCAAUGGCUUUCAGUUUAUUAUGAUGGAGACAUUUCUUGUCCUGGGUCUAUGUUUUAUACUAUACGAAGCGUUGGAUUUCUUUCAAGGAUGCAUACAUAGUGCCACACCUUCCGCUAGCGAUCAAAUUGACGCUUAUCGUCGUCAACUUGACGAGCAACGUCAAAAGCAACAAGAAGAACAAUUUUUGGCAAAUCUUACGCCAUUGCUUAGCGCACAAUUGGCUGCAGCUGGUUUUACAUUUUCCACGUCAACCAAUUCGACGGUAUCGACUGCUAGCGUUAUAAGUGACCUAAAAUUGCAAAUUGCACAACGAGUUGAAGGUGAAUCUCAUUCAGUUAGUACACCGGCUCUAAAUGGUGCAGGCGGUACGUUUAGGCCCGUUUACAAUUCCAUCUAUGAAACUCAACUCUUACAGGGAUCAUCUUCUCUACCCAGGGACUAUUACUAUCUGCAACAACAGCAGUUAAAAAAUAAGACAUCUUCGAAAUCGAUACUAUCGCGAUUCUCCUCAAAUUCAGAUAAUCGUAUAUAUCCAGAAAAUUCUGCUUUGCCAAGUCUAUCUACGGGCGUUAUAACGACUCAGCCUACUUUACAAAAUUGUCGCCCCACUUUAGAUACCGAAACUCCCAUCAUAACAGUACCACCAACAUCUUCGGUAUUGGCUGUCGAAUUAAAGAGAGCUAUAAUAAGCAAUAAUAACAACAAUAGUUGUAGCAAAGAUUCGAAAUCGUCAACUCAUCACAAAUCGAAUCAAUCAUUAAAUUCUCAAAUUCACGACUCCUCGACCUCAUCGGAAGAAGACGAAGACGCUGACACAAGUGAUUCCGAUUCUUCAACAGCUGGUUCAGCUUCGCUGAACUCCGGUGCCUUUAGCUCGGAUCACGACUUAGCCGAUGAACGUACUUUCCCCUUGGGCUCGUGUUCAUCCUCAUCUCAUACCGAUUUUCGUGAAAUCGAAUGCGAACGCAUGCGGCGUCAAUGUGGAGGCACGACCGAAACAACAAACCGCUAUUGAAGAUAAGUCAAUUUUGUUUUUUUUUUUUUUCGGUAAAUUCUGUAAAUAUUGCAAAAUGAAUCAAAAAAAAUUGUAAAC